GUGGGUCUGAGCUGCGGGCUGAGGUGGAGCUGCUGCCGCCGGUAGCGCGUUGCCUUGAGCCAGGGUUCUUUCCUCCACUGAAGUCUUGAACCCCUCAAAGUCAUCCGUGAGAGUUGGAAUCAACUUCUUAAAAAUUUCUGUUCAUAUUGAUAUUUUCAUCUCUUGUCAUGAAUCAUGAAUGUUCUUAAUGGCAUCUAGAAUGAUAACUAUGUGAAGCAACACUGUUUCUGGAUUUCAAAAGACAUCAUUUCAUCAUGGGACAGCAAAUUUCGGAUCAGACACAGUUGGUUCUUAGCAAGUUACCAGAAAAAGUAGCAAAACAUGUCAUAUUGGUUCGAGAAAGUGGCUCCUUAACUUAUGAAGAAUUUCUUGGGAGAGUAGCUGAACUUAAUGAUAUAACUGCUAAAAUGGUUUCUGGCCAGGGAAAACAUCUUGUUUUUGAGGUACUCCCUCGGUCUGAUUCCUCUGCCUUAUGGAAAAUGGUUGUACGGGUGAUUUGUACCAAGAUUAACAAAAGCACUGGCAUUGUGGAAGCAUCACGGAUCAUGAAUUUGUACCAGUUUAUUCAGCUUUAUAAAGACAUCACAAGUCAAGCAUCAGGAGUAUUGGCAAUGAGCUCCACCUCUGAAGACCCUGAUGAAAACUCAUCAUCUGUAACAUCGUGUCAGGCUAGUCUUUGGAUGGGAAGGGUGAAGCAGCUGACUGACGAGGAGGAGUGUUGUAUCUGUAUGGAUGGUCGAGCUGACCUCAUCCUGCCUUGUGCUCACAGCUUUUGUCAGAAAUGCAUUGAUAAAUGGAGUGAUCGACACAGGAAUUGCCCUAUUUGUCGCCUACAGAUGACUGGAGCAAAUGAAUCUUGGGUGGUGUCAGAUGCACCCACUGAAGAUGAUAUGGCUAACUAUAUUCUUAACAUGGCUGAUGAGGCAGGCCAGCCCCUUAUACCAUGACCUUGGGGUGAAGGUCUUCUGUUGCUAUUACAAGCUGCAAACACUUUGGUCAUGGGGGAAGAAUGCAGGGAUAUUGUGGCACAGACGCAGAGAUAUCAAUUUUCCCUACCCUCUUAUUUUCGCUGUUCUGACAGUUUGUCCCAUUUCUUUUGAUAAACUUGCUAUGUCUUCCAUUUAUAGUAAACUAAAAUUUGCUACUGUUUUAGACCAUAUUUUUCUAUUAUUUAUCUGUUCUAAUAUAUAUUAGAACUAAUUGCUCUUGAAUCCUUUGCUGAGGUAACAGCAACAUUUCCAGAGACUUCUGAAACACUAUUUUUCAGGGCAGGAGUAUUCUGGGAUCUAUUUAGUUAGGUUUAAAAUAAACUUUGAAUGUUAAAAAGUGUAGCCAUCUGAGAGAAAAUUUGAAGUGACUGAAAAUGUAGAGUAUAUCAAAGUGCAGGUUACUACUUUAGUCUUUCUGCUGGAAUCUAAGGAGUGUGUAUGCCCCCUUGUGGUUAAUUAUUGCUCCUUUAAUAAUUUUUACUUGAAACGAUCCACAAUUAUUUCAUAACUGUAGCAAUGUGUUUUGGAACUACAUGUUUUUUACUUAAAAGUCUUUUUUUUUUUUCCAUGCUGUAUAAUUUGGGUGAGGACUAUAAAGCUGGGCGUGACUUCGCCUUGUAAAUGGAUUUCUGCUGGGGAAUCUUCUUGGCUGAUCUGGAAAUGCUUUCCCAUAGUUGGAAAACUGUUCUAAAUAGCUUUUGAUAAUGCUCUUGCAUCUUGGAGUUUCAGAAGGAAAUUUUUCUUCUUCACAGAUCCUGAAUUUUGUAUUUCCAAAUUAUGGUAAAUCAUUCAAUAUUGGUUCAUGGUGCCUUUAUUUUCUUAACUUGAAGGCAUCUUUCUGAAGUCUCAAAGUCUUUAAAUUUCUUAUGUCAUUAAGUGAGAAGAACAUAGGGUACAGCCUUUUAAACGUGUACCAUGAACACCUCUGAAAAUCAGGAGAUAAUUUGGCUUUCUACUGUUUCACUGUACUUCCUUUGAAAUAGAGAGUAUAGUCAUAAUGGAAUUAUGAUUUUUAGUGACACUUCAUUUUUCAAAAAUUUUGCUUAUAAAGUAAAAUUUUUGUUUUAUGUUAAGCAUUAACAUAUUAGCAUAUAAUAAAACUAGAACCUGAUGUCUCCUUUAAAAGAUAUGUUAACAUUCCACGUAACUUUUUUGACUUAUUAUGCAUAAUUGCAAAUAUUACUAUUUUCCAAAAUACCAAAGUACACAAUUUAAGUUGCUGCUUAAUGAUGGCAGAAUUUUUGGAUGUUGGGAUUUUUUAAACUACUUUUUAAAGUUUAUUUACUUUGAGAGAGAGAGCAAGCAGGGGAGGGGCAAAGAGAGAGAGAGAGAGAGAGAGACAGACAGACAGACAGACAGAAUCCCAAACAGGCUCUGUGCUGUCAGUACAGAGCCUGACACAGGCCCAAACCCACAAACCGCGAGAUCAUAACCUGAGCCAAGAUCAAGAGUCAGACACUUAACCAUCUGAACCACCUGGGUGCCCCUGGAUGUCAGGAUUUUAAUAGGCAUGCAAAUUAAAUAAUUCAUUUCCCUCCCAAAAAUGUCUGACCAAAGAUAGCUUGAUUUUACCCCCAAAAUAUUGAUAACUAAUUGGUUGACAUUCAUGAUGGAGACAGCCCAGGACCAAAUAGCUAAACACCACUGUGGAGCACGAGGGGCUCUAUCAUAUCCACCUGGCAAUGUGCUUGAUGGUUUGUGUGACCUUGAGAAAGUCCCUGCUGCUGGUUUGUAGGUUCCUGCACUAGAAACUGAGAUGUUAUCUGUGCUUUUUACACUUUAUUUUAGCAGUAGAACGUCCCCCCCCCCCCCAGGUAAAAUCUUACUCAGAACCCCUACACAUACAUGCUAUAUACCCACACACACUACCCCUCUAUAUAAAAGUCAUAUUUUAUUAUAUAAAUUUCCUUAUAUAACUAUAUACCACAAUAAAUAUUAUAAAGUCAACCAAUAAAAACAUGUAUUAAUGCAUUGGUGGUACCAGGAUAGUCGAAUUUAUUUAGUAAUGUAGUUGUAUGAUGGGAGUUAUUUUUUAAAUGAAUUUUUUUUUAAUGUUUGUUUAUUUUUGAGGGAGAGAGAGACACAAUGCGAGCAGGGGAGGGGCAGAGAGAGAGGGAGACACAGAAUCUGAAGCAGGCACCAGGCUUUGAGCUGUCAGCACAGAACCCGACGUGGGGCUCAAACUCACAAAUCACGAGAUCAUGACCUGAGCCGAAAUCAGACACUUAACCGACUGAGCCACCCAGGGCCCCCCCCCACCGCCCCCACCAAAAAUUUUUUAAUUCAAGUCAGAUUUGUAGAACGCUGAAUCUCCUCCCCGAAGUCUUAGUAUCCCAUGGGACAGAUUUUGAAAACCUUGGGAUAGAUGAUCUCUGAGAUCUUUUCCAGCUCUAAGAUUUUAAAUUGUCCUUUUGGAUUAGACUUGCUGAGUCUAACUCAGAUUGCCUAAUUGAAGAAUGUUUCUGAAAAUGAACAAAGUUGCUUUACAUGUUUUUGGAUCUUUCCAGGUAUAGCCAAUGAUCUUAUCCCCCAGAAUCCUUCACCUUUCAAGGAAUUAUUUAACAGUAAGCUCAACGACCUGAUAUUGCCCAAACCUUUUUACUUUCCAAUAUGAGCUCCAAGACACUAACUGAUCUACUGUGAAGUAGAAAGUUCUUAGUUUUUGUUAGUCUUAUUAAAUCAAUGAGCACAGGUUUUUGCCUACUGCAUUAACUGGGUGAUAAUUCUUUAGAUGUGAAUGUUAGGUAGGUUCUACUAUUAUAACUAAUCAUAAAAGUUGUAAAUUUGUUUCAUGGAUAAAAUGUACACUUUUUGUAUUCUGUACAGCUUUGUCUUUUUUAAAUAUGAAGUACUUAAAUGCACUUACUAUGAUAGGAAAUAUAAUGUGUGCCUUCUAGGAUUUGUGAAAUGUUUUCAUGAACUCUAAGGAAUUUGUUUUAGAAGUUAAAAUGUUUUCCCUAUCCUAACUCAGUAACAAAGAGUUUACUCAUAUUGUGAUGCUGUAGAACUUUAGUUUGAGAAAAUGUAUUUGACUACGUACUGAAUUUAGAAGUUGAGAAUAAUAGUAUCUGCUUUAUUCUUAGGACAAACUGAUAUAUUGUGCAAUAAAUAAUCUUUAGCAAGUAAAUUUUAGCUAACUGAAGAGACUCUUUUCUUACGUAGUUUCACAUUCUUCUAUACUAAAUGUUUAUAUUCCUUAGAGGACUAUUUUGUAUUGUGCUCUGGGGAGUUGUGAUGUUUGCGUCCUAUGUUUUAAAAUUCAUUUCAAAUUGAACUCAGCUUCCUUAUACCUAAUCUAUAUCUGGGUAAUAAGGCUGCUUGAAAUUAUCUUUUGUUUCUGUGAUUAACAGUGGAAAGUUGGAUUCAUUAAAAGGCAGUCCAAAGAAUUUGUAUUUUUAACUGUUUUUUUUUUCUUUCUUAAGUCAAGCUUACUUUGUCUAUCGAGGAAUAAGAAAACUGCUUGGAGAUUAGGGAAGUCAGCUGAUCACUCCCAUUUAUGAUGGGCAGCACAAUGACAAUAUAAUAUACAUAGCUGACAACAGA
Lynx canadensis (Canada lynx) is the source of this 4532-nucleotide messenger RNA. RefSeq names its product ring finger protein 141 (gene RNF141). Gene Ontology annotation, biological process: protein autoubiquitination. The transcript is spliced from 7 exons. Gene Ontology annotation, molecular function: ubiquitin-protein transferase activity. The record is from RefSeq and is a predicted model, not a curated record. Lineage: Eukaryota; Metazoa; Chordata; Mammalia; Carnivora; Felidae. Bases 255 to 947 code for a protein of 230 amino acids.